AAGAAAACAUCACCUUAACUUUGAUAAAGCUCCAAAUCAUCUAAAAUUAUAUAAAGUUCAUGUGACUAAUUUUUGAUCGUGAACAUGUCAUUAUGGCUAAUGUAAUUGAAUUAGGGAAAAAAGAAACAAGUGUAAGAAUUUGUGUCUGAAUUUAUCAGCUUCUCAACAAAUUCUAACUACUCAAUCGCGCCCUGUCGCGAGUCCGCUUCGAGCUUUUAACAGUCGCUGUUAGACGAUGAACAUUGCCUCCACCACUGCCUCCAUAAACUUCCCCUUCCAACUCUCAUCACUCGCCUUUCGCGCGUCCCACAAACGCGCCACUUUCUCACUUUCUUUUGCUCCUCGUUCUGUCUCCAAAACCGCCAUGGCAUCCGCUGCUCUCCGAUCAUCCACUCCAGUCCCAGCCGAACUCAACGAUGAGUCCGACUUCGAAUCUCUCCUCUCUCCGGACGGUUACAUCUCCAUAUGCGGUUUCGGCUCUCUUCUCUCCGAGAGAAGCGCACGAAGCACUUUCCCCGAUUUGGCAAACUUCCGAACCGCACAGUUGAAAAGCUUCCGGCGGGUCUUCGCGCACGUCGCUCCGGUUUUCUUCGAGCGCGGCAUUGCAAAGCCCGAAACCAUGGAGAUUUCGAGCUUGAGUGUGGAGCCAUGUGAAGGAGAAACUCUUGUAGUAACAAUGUUUGAGAUUAGAAAAUCUGAGAUUUCAUCAAGAGGGAGGUUGAGUUUCGGUUUCUUGCUGUUCUUCCUGAAACGCUUGAUGGCCAUGCUUUUGAUUUUCCAGCGGUCCUUUGUGCCCGUUACAGUGAUGAGGAAUUUUUCAACAUUAGAUGUAAAGUUGCAUUCAGGAAUCAAGGAAAUCUAUUUUCAGCAAUAUGGACGGUGGAAUAUAGAUAAAAUUUGGAGAGAUGAUGUUUUACCUUGUCGGGUUUAUCUUAGACACUGUGUACUAGCAGCAAAGAAUCUUGGUGAAACAGCCUACAACAACUUUCUGGAUCACACUUAUCUUGCUGACCGGAAAACAACCAUUCGCGAGUACUUGGCAACAACAGGUUCUGGUAUCAUGGAAGAGCAGCCCCCUGAAUCCCUCAAGCACCGCUAUGGCGGUUGAUAAUUUUAGCAGCAAUGAAUAUAUCAAUGUAAAGUGAUGGCAGAUGGGCUGAAGGGCUUGAUUCUUCAAUAUAAAAACUGUACAAUCUUUAAUAAUUCAUGAUUCACGACUUUCACUCUUCCGAUUUGGUGCUGAAUAUCAAGCUAAAAACAGCAUCAAUACAACUGACCUUAGCAUGUGUGUAAAAGAACUUUGUUGCUGAGUACCGUUUAAUUGUUUCCUUGGUUGAGCACAUUAUUCUUUAGCGCCCAAGAUUCAAACGUGUUUUUGUUUCAGAAACCAUGUGCUUCAACUUCUCAUUUUCAUUGUGAUGAGUACCAAUUUACCUCAGUACUGCAGUAUACAUGCUCCAUCUUCCAUCA
This is a messenger RNA of Vigna angularis (adzuki bean), 1470 nucleotides long. RefSeq lists its product as uncharacterized. Bases 236 to 1108 code for a protein of 290 amino acids. Lineage: Eukaryota; Viridiplantae; Streptophyta; Magnoliopsida; Fabales; Fabaceae. The transcript is spliced from 8 exons. The record is from RefSeq and is a predicted model, not a curated record.